Molecule: messenger RNA, 1188 nt
Organism: Helianthus annuus (common sunflower)
Lineage: Eukaryota; Viridiplantae; Streptophyta; Magnoliopsida; Asterales; Asteraceae
Product: glutathione S-transferase T3-like
Exons: 2
Coding region: 1-1188 (395 amino acids)
Source: RefSeq, a predicted model, not a curated record
AUGGAUCCGUUCAACAACCCCGAUACUCCCAACACGCCUUCGAACAACCCGAAUACUCCCACCAAUCCGACCCAACCAAAUGUUUUUUCGGUUCUGGGGUAUUAUCCAACGCUAGAACCGAACCAAUUCUCCCAAUUUUCAUCGAACGCUUUUGCGUCAUUCCAACAAUCGCCCAACCAAUUCACUCAAAUCUUCCAAAAUCAAGCUCUUCAACAAAUGAUGAUGCGGGGUGCUUGGAACUUUCCACCCGUUCAACCUCAACCGAUCCCCACACCCCCCGUUCAACCCCAACCGAUCCCCACACCCCCCGUUCAAUCCGAACCCGAAGAUGAUGUGGAGAUUGUGCCCGAAACCCAACCGCCAAAAGGGAAAGGAAAACGAAACAAAGGGAAACAAGUAGCGGGUGAUCAAGCGUCGAAACCGAAGGCGAUUAAAUGGACCCCAAUCGAAGAAGAAGCAUUAGCCAAGGCUUUCCUUGGCACUUCCGACAACCCGUGGCGAAAAUUGAACUCGGCCAUUAAUCGGUUUUGCGAGGAGUAUAACAAAUUAUAUACAAGUGACCGUCGUAGCGGGUGGAACGACGAGGAUGUGUUCAAAAUGGCAUUGCAAAAGUAUAAGCAAAAUCAUGGUUCCAACUUUCCUCACGUUCGUGCGUGGAUGGUUGUAAAAGACGACCCAAAAUGGUCGCCCAUUCCUAACGAGGUGGCGAUGGCGAAACGCCAAAAAACAUCGGAAACGGGUAGUUUAAGCGCCGGUGGGUCGGACGCGAGGUGUCACAUUAACUUAAAUGAUGACGCCGACUAUGACGAAGACGAGUAUAACGUACGUGAACCCGACCGUCCACCGGGCCGAGACAAAACAAAAAAGGAGCGGGCCAAGGGAAAAGGAAAGGAAACGGUGGACCCGAACAUGGUUGAGUUUAUGGAACACCUAAAAGUGUACAACGACAUAUCGGCCCAAAAGUCGAAGACGAAGGAGCGGGCCGUCGAAGAAAAAAGCCGUGCAUCGGACGAGAAGUUAAAAGAAAAGGUCCGAUUGUCGAAUGAGAAAAUCCGAAUCUCCGAUGAAAAAAUUCGGCUUAAGGAAUGGGAAAUAAUGAUGAUUAAUGUCGAGAACGAACCCGAGCCGAGACGUUCGAUGUUGAAAAAACUACAAGACGACAUCAUGAAAAAGCAUCAAAUUAUUUAA